Hydatigera taeniaeformis is the source of this 1203-nucleotide messenger RNA. NCBI's taxonomy places the organism in Eukaryota, Metazoa, Platyhelminthes, Cestoda, Cyclophyllidea, Taeniidae. The record is from the annotation of a GenBank genome assembly.
GGUACCGAUUUAGAUACCGCUUCUUCUCUGGAUGCUACCGUUGUUGGUUGUUUUCCGGAAGAGCAGCAACAAAUUUUUAUCAAGGAUAAUGCUUCAGCCGGCGUCCUGCGGGUGGUUAAAUUGGAAGAACCAGAUUUUCCACUGGAGUUUUACUAUAUGCGUGAGACGAGGCGACGUGUUGUCAUCGCUUUCCGUAGUGGUAGAAUCUCUAUUGACGUGCGACCCUCAAUUUGUCCCGCUUUGGCACUCACUCACAGCGUAGGGCGCUUUUCGUGCCUACUCAUGCCAUUCUACUCUGUGGGGUUGUUGAAUUUGCUAAAUUAUGGUCUCCUGCCGCAGCAAACAUUGGGUUCUAAAAGAAUGAAGAAUACUAGAGCACCACACUCGUCUCUGAACGCUCCUUAUCGUCUCCUGUCGCCAUCAUCGCCGCCAUCACUGCUGCGACAGGAGGAGGAGCUGGUGGCGCUCUACCUUAGUCUGGAGCUUCUAUGGAUUGCUGAAGGGCUCCAUAAUCAUGCAAAGAUUAUUCACGGGGAUAUUAAGCCGGACAACUUUCGAAUUAAUGACCGGUUCCCCUUUUUAAAUGUAUCGAUGUUGGAUGAGAACGUGGCAAAUGCAGGAGCCGAGGCAGAUGGGGUGGCUAGCGACAAUUUUACUAGUUGCCUGAUGUCCGACCGAUGCACCAAGGUCCUGGUGCUCCUGGAUUUCGGGCUGUGCAUUGACAUGGCUCGACUUCCACCGGGUACGGUGUUUACGGUAGGGAAGAAACGCUCCUUUCCUUGCAUUGAGAUGCUCACCGGUCAACCGUGGACUUAUCAGGCAGGUCCUGGCAUCACUCACCGUCUCAGCAUUCCUCACUACUGCUUACUUUUCUCUGAACCACAGCUGGACCUAUUUAACAUUGCUGGCGUGAUCUACACACUGGUCUUCAAGCACUAUAUGGAGGUGGAAUGCUUCAACGGCGAAUGGCGUCCUAAAGUUCUACCGCGUUCAAACCGAGUCUACAGAGCAAUAGAGGUCUGGCGCAAUAUCUUUUCUGCUCUUCUGAAUGUUCGCAGCUGCGCACCCGCGGAUUACCCGGAUUUGGCCGCUCUUCGUGCACAAUGCGAGGCGUUCCUCCUCGAACAUGCAGCUGCUUACAACGUGGCUGCCGAGAAGGCAAACGCCAUCAUCUGUCAUUUGAGUCUAGGUUUCAAUGAAUGA